AUCUGCUACGCCAACGGACAAGAAACACGUGUGGAGUUUAUAUUUAUUAAUAUUUUACUUAAAAAACCGCAAAACAAGCGUAUAACUAUGAGUGGCAGACUAUUUGGUGGGUCAGACGACGAGGGCGACGACCUGCAGCUAACGACCAACCAGGACUAUGCCAAGACAUACAACAUUCUGCGCAAGAAGGAACUGCUUCAGAAAUAUAAAGAUCGCGGCCUGGAUGUCUCCGAGUCCGAGUUCGACAGUGACAGCGAAUCUUCGGAAGAGGAUGAGGUGAAUCCCCAGUUUGAUCAAGACUUCUUCAAGACACUCUCUUCUCUGAAGAGCAAAGAUCCACGAAUAUACGACAAGGAGACGCGCUUUUUCAACGAGUCCUCCGAAGACGAGGAUAACAAAGACGAGCAAACCAAAAGAAAAAGGUCCAACAAAGCCAAACCGGUCACAUUGAAGGACUACGAACGGAAGGUUAUCCUCGAGCACAAUGGCAAGUUCGAGAGCUCCGAUGACGAGCAACAGCAGAAAGAGGAGGAGGAGUUUGAGCGGGCGAAGUCACCCACUGCAGUGGAGGAAGAGCGACGCUUGAAGGCAGAGUUCAGCAAGGUAAUGAACCAGGAGGACAUCGGGGAAGAUGAGGAGUUCGGUGGCAUAUUCAAGAAACGCACCAAGACCAAGGAGCAAGCGGAUGCAGAGGAGGCGGAUUUCGCCAACUGGCUUGCUGGCCAACAGACAGAGAUUGAACAGAAUGUCAAAGAGCAGCUGGAACCCCUGAAGGAAUACUGGAGCAGCAACAAGCUGACACAGGGCGAGUGCUUCCUCAGGGACUAUAUUCUCAGCAAGGGGUACGCCAACACAGAUGAAUCGAAGAUACCCACCUACGAUGAGAUUGUGGGCGACAAUGCCCCGCUGUCCGAGGACGAGCAGGAACUGGAGAAGCAGGCCGAGUUUGAGCAAAAGUACAAUUUCCGUUUCGAGGAACCAGAUGCAGAGUUUAUCAAGCGCUAUCCCCGCACCGUAGAGCAAUCGAUUCGUCGGACAGACGACAAGCGGAAGGAGAAGCGCAAGGAGGUGAAGGAGCGAAAGGAGCAGGAGAAGCAGCAAAAAAUGAAGGAACUGGAUCUGAUCAAGGAUAUGAAGCGCAAGGAAAUCGAGGAAAAAAUUCGCAAGCUGAAAGCAGUCACUGGCAACGAUGAGCUGGGUUUCAGGGACGACGAGCUGGAGGAGGACUUUGACCCUGCUGCACACGAUCGUCGCAUGCAAGAGUUGUUUGACGAUGAGUACUACAACGUUGAUGAGGGAGAGGAGAAACCAGAGUGCCCUUCGGACAUUGACGAAUUGACUCUGGAGGACUGGGACAACUAUGACCCCAGGAAACAGAGUUCAAGGGAUCAUGACGAUGACGAACACUGUGAAGAUGAUGAUUUCAACAUGGACUGCGACUACGAUCCAUCAACGUCGAAGCAGCAGCUCCAGCAGGAGCUGAUCGAUAGCACACGCGGUCGCAAGGGUCGCAAAGGGCGUCGCAAUCGUUUCAUGGAGAUGAUUCAGGCGGAGAAGCCAGCCUUUAACCCCGAAGAAGAGAAGACCUACGGCGAGUAUAUCGACGAGUACUAUCAACUGGACUGCGAGGACAUAGUCGGGGACCAGCCGUGCCGCUUCAAGUACGUCGAGACCACGCCAAACGACUUCGGCCUGACCAUCGAAGAGAUCUUGCUCGCCAAGAACAAGGAGCUAAACCAGUGGGCUAGUCUCAAAAAGGCAGUGCAGUUCAGGCCAGAGCAUGUGGAGAAGAAGGAGCAACGAUUAUACAAAAUGAAAGCCAAGAACGAAGAUCUCAAGCGAAAGAUAUUUAAGAGUCUGUAUGGAGAGGAAGGUUCUGAUGAUGAGGAUCCUCCAUCGGAGAAGAGUCCACAAACUGCUGCUGCUGCCCCAGCCGCUGCUCAAAUCCCCACUGAGGGUCUGUCCAAAUCAAAGAGGAAACGUUUGAAACGCAAGGCAGCAGCAGCUGUUGCAGAGAAUCCUGAACAGAUUGUACAGGAUCGUGAUAAUGAAGCAAAGCAAAUGGAGAGCCAAAGGGAAGAUGAGCCUGCCACAAAAAAGAGCAAAGAAGCGGGGGAUCAAACACCCAACGGGGUCGAAGAGCAGCAGCCGCAAAACAAGACGAAGAAAAAGAACGCUGUUGGUAAAAAUCAAAAGCUCCCCAAAUCAGGGGCUAACGCUAAGCCGGCACAGAAUCCGCGUCCAACUGAGUUAAAAGCAGACAAGUCAAAUGGAAAUAACCCAUUUAACAGUAAACAAAAUCCUAUGCCAAACCAUGCUCGGGCACAGCCGGCAGUCAGGAAAUUCAAAGGCAAACAGAUGUUAGCACCUAGUGCAUUAUCUGAUGGCCAUGGAUCAUCGGGGACGAGUCCUCCCCAAGGCAAACAGGAGCAAGCGACAAGAGCAUCAUCUGGGGCGAAUCCAUUUAAAAAAUCAAACCAGAAGGCGGGGGACAGACCAUUCCCAGCAAAGAAGACAAACAACUUUAAGGCGAAAUGCAGGACAGACAGCGGACAUCCCAGUGGAAUAACCGACGAUCGCCUGAAGGCCUAUGGCAUCAAUCCCAGAAAGUUCCACAAAAGGGAAAAGUACGGUAAAAAGGAUAACUAGGGCCAGGCCAGGAAUAGGAUUACAAUAAUAGCACUAGUAAUAUAUUUUGAAGUAGUUACAUUUUAUGUACAUACAUAACAUAUUAACAUAAUAAAAGACUCGAAACAGGCA
Drosophila guanche is the source of this 2760-nucleotide messenger RNA. Its product is annotated as protein KRI1 homolog. Gene Ontology annotation, biological process: endonucleolytic cleavage in ITS1 to separate SSU-rRNA from 5.8S rRNA and LSU-rRNA from tricistronic rRNA transcript (SSU-rRNA, 5.8S rRNA, LSU-rRNA). The coding region runs from base 88 to 2649 and encodes 853 amino acids. NCBI's taxonomy places the organism in Eukaryota, Metazoa, Arthropoda, Insecta, Diptera, Drosophilidae. The record is from RefSeq and is a predicted model, not a curated record. The transcript has 5 exons. Gene Ontology annotation, cellular component: nucleolus; 90S preribosome.